Molecule: messenger RNA, 453 nt
Organism: Colletotrichum graminicola M1.001
Lineage: Eukaryota; Fungi; Ascomycota; Sordariomycetes; Glomerellales; Glomerellaceae
Exons: 4
Coding region: 1-453 (150 amino acids)
Source: RefSeq, a predicted model, not a curated record
AUGCCCAGCCGACCCGACAAGCUCGCGUGUUUGGUAACACAGGAAAUCUUCGGGUUGGGGCCGCGCCUCGGGCUCUUGGCGGCCACACUGCACGAGGCCGUGCACGUUGGCCUCGAAGCCUUGCCUGCUACUCUGUGCGGAAGUGAUAAGGACUCUCCUGCCAUGGCCGUCUGCGUCCGCGUUGUUCAAGUGGCAAGCGACAACGGUGCAGAGCUAGUCACAGAGACGCAAGCACUCCAGCGCCCAAGUCAUGGCCAAGAGCCGAGCAAUGCAGUGAUACAGUUUGCGCCCGUCGCAACGGACUUCGGGGAGCUGCGUAUGUACAUGGCCCCCAGCAACGUCGGCGGAAUCAGAGUCAAGCAUGACUGUAGCACGGCCGGCCUGGACCUGCUGGCUGUUGCCCGCAACGCACGCGCCUUGGUUGAGAACCAUGACAAUGGGGCUAGGGCCUAA